AACUUCGUUAAAACAUGAAACAAGUGCCCCAAUAAAUGGGAGAUUACGGGCCUUUGUUCAUCCAUUGGUUCGUGCACACUGUACUGUGACACAUACACAACUUCUUGAUAAGCUUGCAAUUGAAGGUCAAUUCGAUCCUGCACUUUCUCUCACCGCAUAAGCAAGAAAUAAUCUGGGGUUUCUUUUCAAUUUCUGGGAUUUUUUGAAAGUGACUUUUUUUUAAUUGAAUCUUGAUGGUUUUUUGAAGAUAAAUAUGGAGGCAGAGUUCAUAAGUAGACAUCACAAGCACCAGCCUAAAGGGAACCAGUGUUCUUCUUCUGUUGUCAAGCACAUCAAAGCCCCUGUAGAUAUUGUUUGGUCUUUGGUGAGGGGAUUUGAUCAACCACAGAAGUACAAGCCCUUUAUCAGCAGGUGCUACACUCAGGGUGAUCUGAAGAUUGGAAGUGUUCGAGAAGUGAACGUCAAGUCAGGACUUCCUGCCACGACCAGCACUGAGAGGUUGGAAAUGCUCGAUGACAACGAGCACAUACUUGGGAUCAAAAUUGUUGGUGGUGAUCACAGGCUAAAGAAUUACUCUUCAAUAAUUACUGUUCAUCCCGAGAUAAUUGAUGGGAAACCCGGAACUUUAGUCAUUGAAUCUUUUGUGGUUGAUGUGCCUGAAGGAAACACUCAAGAAGAGACAUGCUACUUUGUGAAUGCACUGAUCAACUGCAACCUCAAGUCUUUGGCUGACGUUUCACAGCGAAUGGCAAUGCAGGAUUCAAUUAAACCCAUCAACCGAUUCUGAAUUUGCAUCAACCGCAAACUCCUUUAAACGUAAAUGGUAUGUCUUCACUUUGUAUUAUAUACUAGCUUCUUAUCAUAUGGAGGGUGAGAAUGUGUAUUGAUAUCCAUAACUAGUUAUGUGAUAAAGAAAAGUGCUGGAUUUCACUGCUUGGUUUCUUCGAGUGUGUGGGCGCCAAAUCUUGUUUGAGAGAAUUGUUACAAACCCCUGUAUAUUUUCCCAUGGUGGUGUUGCUUAUAUAUAUUAUCAUAUUUCUAUACA
Molecule: messenger RNA, 1045 nt
Organism: Olea europaea var. sylvestris
Lineage: Eukaryota; Viridiplantae; Streptophyta; Magnoliopsida; Lamiales; Oleaceae
Product: abscisic acid receptor PYL8-like
Exons: 3
Coding region: 254-787 (177 amino acids)
Biological process (GO): abscisic acid-activated signaling pathway
Cellular component (GO): nucleus; cytoplasm
Molecular function (GO): abscisic acid binding; signaling receptor activity; protein phosphatase inhibitor activity
Source: RefSeq, a predicted model, not a curated record